UCUGUUACAUAAAAUUUUUCGUUUCAACAAUAGUUUUAUACGUUGCCUUAAUUAUGUCAUUGGUUCAGUAUUGUUAGGCCAAAGGCAACACGGCGCUACACAAUGUCAUAUCCUAGAUGAUAGAACUCUUAUUAAUGAACGCUGUGACAACCCCAGAUAUUUGGUAUUUAGUAGAUGAUGAAGAAUAAGUUUCAUUUGGAGAUUAAGAAACUGGAAAGCACACAGAGGAAGUUCGCAGGUGUAGGUAACGUUCGAUUUACCGGGCGGCACUGAUGCCGUAAUUGUCACCGAACUUUUAAUAUUUGAAAUUGUAGAAGAACUCCAUACAUCUCGUCACAUUAAUUCUUUGUUCACGUUCCGCUCUCGAGACUGAGUAUAUAGGGACUUCCCACUUUUAAAUUUCAGAACUUGGUCACAUAAUCCAACUCAAGUACUGUACACACAUCAGAACUUCAUGACUAUAUUACCAGGAUUCUUAUAAGCCACUUUCUGACAACCCACAGUUUAUCAUGUGUGAUGGUCAAGAUGUAGACUUACAAAAGACUCUACAAUCCGUUGCAGCAAGAGUGCCAAAAAUUGUAGUACAGAGAGCUGAGGAAAUAUUUCCUGCUUUAAAACAAAUCAUGGACUCCUUGGAUUCACAGAAAGAUGAACCAGGUUCGCAUAGUGAGGCAUGUGCAUCGUCGUCCCUAAAUGGAGUUCAGGCUGUCAACAUAAAAGUUGAAGAAUCCUCAGAUAUGGAAGGUGGGGAGGAUCCUGUGCCAAUGACAGUUGUAGGAAUAAAGGCUGAACAUGAGGAGGAUGUACCGAGCUCACACAGUGAGGCCUUUUCGUCAUUGUCUCUGAAUGGAGUUCAGGCUGUCGACAUGAAAUUUGAAGAAUUCUUAGAUAUUGAAGAUAGUAAGGAUGCUGUGCCAAUGACAAUUGUAGGAUUAAAGACUGAACAUGAGGACUGUGCACAUCCACAGGAAGAUGUCCCAGGUUCAUGUACUGACACAUGUCCUACAACUUCUCAUGAUGCAUUUCAGGCUAUCUGUAUGAAAGAUGAGGAGAUAUCAGAUGUUGAAGAGGUGGAUGAUCCAUUGUCGAUAUCCUUUCUAGGAAUAAAGGCUGAACAUGCGUGUGUGCUGAAUGAACAUCAGUUCACACAAAGUGAAUGUCCAUUUCCAUGUGACAUUGAUAAUAAGUCAUUCACCCGUAGUAGUCGUCUGAAGAGAUAUCGGCAUAUACAUGCUGCAGCCCGAUCAUUUCCCUGUGAUGUUUCUACUAAAACAUUCAGUAGACAGGGUCAUUUGAAGGAACUUCAACGCCUACAUAGUGGGGAGCCGCCAUAUUCCUGUGAUGUUUGUAAUAAAUCAUUUAGUAAGCGUAGGUAUUUGAAUGCUCAUCAGCCCAUACAUAGUGGAGAGCGGCCGUUUUCUUGUGCUGUGUGUAAUGAGUCAUAUGCCUCUAAGAGUCGUCUGAAGGUACAUCUACUCAAACAUAGUGGUGAGCAGACAUUUUCUUGUGAUAUGUGUAAUAAGUCAUAUACCACUAGCAGUGACCUGAAGGUACACCGACGUGUACAUAGUGGGAAGCGGUCAUUUUCUUGUGACGUGUGUAAUAAAUCAUAUACCACUUGCUCUGGCCUAAAGGUACACCAACUCAUACAUAAUGGGGCGCGGCCAUUCUCCUGUGCAGUGUGUAAUAAGUCAUAUACCACUAGCGGUGGCCUGAAGGUACACAAACGCAUACAUACUGGGGAACGUCCAUUUCCCUGUGCUGUGUGUAAUAAGUCAUAUACCACUAGCGGUGGCCUGAAGGUACACAAACGCAUACAUACUGGGGAACGUCCAUUUCCCUGUGCUGUGUGUAAUAAGUCAUUUAGUACUAACAAUGCUCUGACAGUACAUAAACGCAUACAUAGUGAGGAGCGGCCAUUUUUCUGUUCUGUGUGUAAUGAGUCAUAUGUCUCUAAGAGUCAUUUGAAGGUCCAUCUACGCAAACAUAGUGGUGAGCGACCAUAUUCCUGUGAUAUGUGUGCUAAGUCAUAUACGUGUAGCAGUGACCUGAAGGUACACCAACGUAUACAUAGUGGGGAGCGGCCAUUUUCCUGUGAUGUGUGUAAUAAGUCAUUUAUUGUGAACAGUCAUUUGAAGGCACAUCAACGCAUACAUACUGGGGAGCGGCCAUUUUCCUGUGAUAUAUGUAAUAAAUCGUUUAUUGCAAACAGUUAUCUGAAGGCACAUCAUCGCAUACAUAGUGGAGAGCGGCAAUUUUCCUGUGACGUA
Cryptotermes secundus is the source of this 2270-nucleotide messenger RNA. RefSeq names its product zinc finger protein 2 homolog. Gene Ontology annotation, biological process: regulation of transcription by RNA polymerase II. The annotation marks the transcript as partial. The transcript has 6 exons. NCBI's taxonomy places the organism in Eukaryota, Metazoa, Arthropoda, Insecta, Blattodea, Kalotermitidae. Gene Ontology annotation, molecular function: RNA polymerase II cis-regulatory region sequence-specific DNA binding; DNA-binding transcription factor activity, RNA polymerase II-specific. The record is from RefSeq and is a predicted model, not a curated record.